Molecule: messenger RNA, 588 nt
Organism: Geosmithia morbida
Lineage: Eukaryota; Fungi; Ascomycota; Sordariomycetes; Hypocreales; Bionectriaceae
Exons: 1
Coding region: 1-588 (195 amino acids)
Source: RefSeq, a predicted model, not a curated record
AUGUCACCCCCCUCCUUCUCGGCCGCAAGGCCCCUCCUCCUUGUUGCCCCCCUUGUGUCUUCGACGGCAAGCCUCCUCUUCGCCUGGGACCAACACCUCUUCCUCUCGCUCCUGGCGCACCCGACAAUCGCUGAGCCCGUCACCGCGGGCCCCGAACCCCACGCCGGCACCAACGCCCUCCUCCCUCCCUACUUCCGACGCUUCUUCCGCCGCGGCCUCGGUCGGGUCGUCACCUUCCUCGCCGUCACCACGUGGUCGUCCCUCGGCGCCGUACACCACUUCGGACCGCUUCUGCGGUCCAAAGGCAGCCUGGGAUGGUACGUCGGCGCCGCAAGCCUGGCCGUCGGACAUCUCCUGUUCGUGCCCGCUGUGGCUUACCCUAUAAAGAGCAUAUCGGAGAAUGAAGGUGGCGGCGUCGAGGUCCCUGUCGAGGAUGCGGCGCAGAAGGAUGCUGCUGGUGGGGGGGGGCUGUCCAAUAUCGACCAUCUCAACCGAUGGCUUCGUGUCAACCUCGUCAGGACACUCACCACAGACACUGGUGCUUGGAUCUGCGCCGUCACCGCCGUGACCAAGACGUUCACCGCUUGA